Messenger RNA from Ananas comosus (pineapple), 1171 nucleotides. RefSeq names its product benzyl alcohol O-benzoyltransferase-like. The transcript is spliced from 2 exons. The record is from RefSeq and is a predicted model, not a curated record. The coding region runs from base 224 to 1171 and encodes 315 amino acids. Lineage: Eukaryota; Viridiplantae; Streptophyta; Magnoliopsida; Poales; Bromeliaceae.
ACCAAUUUUCUACAUACUUUGCGCGACAAUUUUAUCAACAAUAGAUAGAACUUCGGAGUGUUGAAUAGUGCCUCAAAUUUUUGUCGAUCUAUUCAAAUCAUAUCCCACCAACCCCUCCAUACUAUAAAUAGGAUUUGCAUGGUCUAACUCUUACGAAACAACUGAUUACUCUGAAAGCUUAUAACACAGUAGUGCGCGUUUCUGUAAGUAAAUUACGACACUAAUGGCAUCAUUAGUAACCUUCAAAGUGCGCCGUAGCGGGGCCGUGCUCGUCCCCCCGGCCGAGCCCACCCCGCGGGAGCUCAAACCCUUAUCGGACCUCGACGACCAACGGGGCCUCCGGUUCUACCGGUCGGGGAUCCAUUUCUACAAAAACGAUCCGUCGAGGGAGGGGACAGACCCCACGGAGGUGGUCAGGGCGGCGCUGGCGAGGGCGUUGGUGUUCUACUACCCGAUGGCCGGCCGGAUUCGCGAGGAGGCCGGGGGAAAGCUGGUAGUGGAUUGCACCGGGGAGGGGGCCGUGUUCGUGGAGGCCGAUGCGGAUGUCGCGAUCGACGACUUUGGCGACGUGCUGGCCCCGCCGAUCCCCGGCCAUGAGAUGCUCCUCUGCGAGCCCGAGGGCGCCGGCGGUGUCGUCGACCGCCCUUUGUUCUACAUUCAGGUGACGCGGCUAAAGUGCCGGGGAUUCACGGUGAGUUUCCAAGUAAACCACUGCAUGGCCGACGCAGCCGGGGUGAUGCAGUUCAUGAAGGCGAUCGGCGAGCUCGCGCGCGGCACCGCCGCCCCCGCCGUGCUCCCCGUGUGGGCCCGGGACCUCCUCGCCGGCCGCCGACCGACGUGCGUCACACACCGGCACCCGGAGUACGAGGAGGUCGCCGACCCUGCCGACGACCGGAUAUCCCCCGCCGACGCUCAGCUGGUCCGCCACUGCCUCUUCUUCGGCCCCAGCGAGGUCGCCGCACUCCGGGCGGGGGUCCCGGCUCGCAUGAGCCGGUGCUCCCGGUUCGACAUGAUUGCGGCACUUGUUUGGAAGUGCCGCACCGAAGCGUUACAGUACGAGCGCGAAAACGAAGUCCGGAUACAGUUCGUGGUGAACGCCCGCGGGAAGCGGGACCCGCCGCUCCCCGCGGNAUCAAAUCAUAUCCCACCAACCCCUCCAUACUAUAAAUAG